GUGUGUGUGUGUGUGUGUGUGUGUGUGUGUGUGUGUGUGUGUGUGUGUGUGUGUGUGUGUGUGUGUGUGUGUGUGUAAAGGUUUAAAUGCGCUGAAAUCGCACUGCACUUCUGCUUCAGCUUAUUCCACACUAAGGUAACCUGUGACGCACCUCUAUCACCUGCCUGGAGUGUUUGUUUUUUUUAUUCUCUUCCCACUAGUUUAGUCAUGCCCACAUCCCUGUUUGCCUCAGAGUCUGCCCUCACGCCAUGAACAACAUGUCCCUGAUAAGCAGAGAGGACAAGCUGAAAGAUAAGAACCAAGUGCAGAAAGGAACGGACGAGAAGGAAGAGGAGGAGAACGUCAUGGAGAGGAACUGGAUCCGUCCAGAUUUGCCCAGCAAGUGCAAGUGGCAGCUCGGGUUGACGAAAACGAACUCGCCUCAUGUCCACGCAGAACGGAUGAAGCCACCCAGCAUUCUUCCAAACAUCCUGACACACAUCGGAAACACGCCGCUGGUUCGCAUCAACAAGAUUCCCAAAAUGUUCGGGGUGAAGUGUGAGAUCUUGGCUAAGUGCGAGUUCUUUAAUGCUGGAGGCAGUGUAAAGGAUCGCAUCGCCAUCCGUAUGGUGGAAGACGCCGAGCGAGAUGGCAUCCUCAAACCCGGAGACACCAUCAUCGAGCCUACUUCUGGAAACACAGGUAUCGGCCUGGCCCUGGUUGCAGCAGUAAAAGGUUACCGCUGUAUAAUCGUCAUGCCUGAGAAAAUGAGCAUGGAGAAGGUGGACGUGCUGCACGCUCUCGGGGCCGAGAUCGUCCGGACUCCGACCGAUGCCCGUUUUGACUCUCCAGAGUCUCACGUGGGCGUGUCCUGGCGCCUGAAGAAUGAGAUCCCCAACUCCCACAUUCUGGAUCAGUACCGUAACCCCAGCAACCCGCUGGCUCACUAUGACAACACAGCCGAGGAGAUCCUAGAGCAGUGCGACGGUAAAAUAGACAUGCUGGUGGCCGGAGCUGGAACAGGUGGCACCAUCACAGGCGUUGCACGCAAGCUGAAGGAAAAAUGCCCGAAUAUCCAGAUUAUUUGCGUGGACCCCAUGGGCUCGAUCCUAGCAGAGCCAGAGCAAAUGAAUAAGACCGAUAAGAGUCAGUACGAGGUAGAGGGAAUCGGAUACGACUUCAUUCCCACCGCGUUGGACAGAUCUGUGAUCGACUGUUGGUGCAAGACCACAGACGAGGAGUCCUUCAACAUGUCACGCAUGCUUAUCAAACAGGAAGGACUGCUGUGUGGUGGUAGUUCAGGAUCAGCCAUGGUUGCAGCAAUGAAGAUGGCGAAGGAGCUGAAGGAAGAUCAGCGCUGUGUGGUCAUCCUGCCCGAUUCACUACGGAACUACAUGACUAAAUUCCUCAGUGACAAGUGGAUGUGUGAAAAAGGCUUUCUGAGAGAGGAGGACCUGAUUAUCAACAAACCAUGGUGGUGGAAUCUGACUCUACAGGAGCUGCAACUCUCCGCUCCUCUAACAGUUCUUCCAUCAGUCAGCAUUAAAAACACCAUUAAGAUUCUGAAGGACAAGGCGUUCGACCAGGCGCCGGUAGUCGAGGAGACCGGAAUGAUCAUGGGGAUGGUCACACUGGGUAACAUGCUGUCCUCUGUACUCGCUGGGAAGGUCAGUCCUUCUGACCCUGUCAACAAAGUCCUGUAUAAGCAGUUCAAACAGGUUCAUCUCACAGAUAAACUGGGUAAACUCUCAAGGAUCGUAGAAACGGACCACUUCGCCCUGGUGGUUCAUGAUCAGAUCCAGUACCUGACAGACGGCUCGUCACUUCUGAAGAAUAUGGUGUUUGGCAUCGUCACGGCCAUCGACCUGCUGAACUUUGUGACCACUUGUGAGAGGAGAGAGUGCUCGCUCCCCGACGAUAUGUAGCUGAUCUCUGACACACACACUUUGUUUUACAUAUGCGAGAGUCAACUUAUUGUCAACUUAUUAUAUAACAUAUUUUUCUAUUUUAUUGGGUUUCUUUUUCCUUCUCAUGUACUGUAAAUGCAUAUGUUUAUGAGCUUAAAGGUGCAGUCUGCAAUCUGUUUAAACAGGUUUCUACACCUUGUAUUAAGAAUUUUCUGGGGCAGAAAUGAAGUCCAACCCCAGUCAGAUCACUGCAGCUCAUCUUUGCCUCUUUUUUUUUACACUCUGCUCCUGUAAUGAUUGCUGUUCAAAUCCAAUCCAGAAAGUGUUACUGUUUCCCGCCAAAUACUGAGAUCGCUGUGACUCACUGACGUCACCGUUGCUCUUUAAACUCGCUUUAUUCACAAUGCAGUAAAGAUUAAACUGUAUUUUUACUUUUUGAGCUUUGUGUACACUUGAAGUAAAACAGAGGGAAGCUUUAUGAGAACUUUCAAAAUGAACACAGCUGCUACUU
This is a messenger RNA of Tachysurus fulvidraco (yellow catfish), 2397 nucleotides long. RefSeq names its product cystathionine beta-synthase-like protein. Lineage: Eukaryota; Metazoa; Chordata; Actinopteri; Siluriformes; Bagridae. The record is from RefSeq and is a predicted model, not a curated record. The transcript has 15 exons. Bases 249 to 1904 code for a protein of 551 amino acids. Gene Ontology annotation, cellular component: cytoplasm. Gene Ontology annotation, molecular function: cysteine synthase activity; cystathionine beta-synthase activity.